GUUCCAUCAUGUUGGCAUCAUGGAAACUGCUUUUCAGCCUCUUUUUAGUGGAACUAUGUGGCACUAGUGCUGCAUCGCAGGUUGAAGUCUAUGCAUACACCGGAGGAGACGCCAAAGUGUCCUGUUCAUACCCAGCGGGCUAUGAGACUUAUGAAAAGUACCUAUGCACUGAAGCUUGUACAGAUAAUGACGUUCUGGUUAAAACCACAAAGCAGACAGCGACUAGAUACUCCACAAGUGACCAUCAGCAAACACGAAUAUUUACUGUGACUAUUUCAAGUGUCCAGAUGUCUGAUGCUGGAAACUACUGGUGUGGGGUGAGCAGAUCAGGGAAGGAUAUCUACACCUCAGUGACCGUCCACGUUAAAUCAAAUGAUUGUUGUGACAGUGUCCGUAACAUCCUGGGGUAUGAGGGCAACAAUGUGUCCAUAAGCUGUCCACCCCAAAAUGACAACAGUUUUAAAUACAUGUGCAAAGGAUCGCAGCCCUCCGCAUGUCGCAAACAGGCGCUUGUCACAACCAGCAAGACACAAAAUGGACAGUUCAGACUCAGGGAAUCUGAGAGUGAGUUCACAGUGGAGCUUUCUGCUGUCACCAAACAAGAUGCUGGAUCAUAUCUGUGUGGGGUCGAGAGAAGCAAUGCCUUUGAUGUUUUUUCUCGUGUUGACUUGACAGUGAAAGCUUUUAUCUUUGUCAGAAUGGUGCUGUGUGACUCCACAUGAUGUUGAGGGUUUUCUGGGGCAGUCGGUGACCCUGCAGUGCCCAUAUCCUGAUGAACAUCGUCCCAACACAAAGUUUCUGUGUAAAGGCGAUAAACGAACCACGUGU
This is a messenger RNA of Periophthalmus magnuspinnatus, 828 nucleotides long. RefSeq names its product CMRF35-like molecule 8. The record is from RefSeq and is a predicted model, not a curated record. NCBI's taxonomy places the organism in Eukaryota, Metazoa, Chordata, Actinopteri, Gobiiformes, Gobiidae. The transcript is spliced from 4 exons. The coding region runs from base 9 to 722 and encodes 237 amino acids.